Molecule: messenger RNA, 1370 nt
Organism: Xenopus laevis (African clawed frog)
Lineage: Eukaryota; Metazoa; Chordata; Amphibia; Anura; Pipidae
Gene: ccdc25.L
Product: coiled-coil domain containing 25 L homeolog
Exons: 10
Coding region: 233-853 (206 amino acids)
Source: RefSeq, a predicted model, not a curated record
ACCAGGAAGUCAUCAAGCCGCUGUUCUCUUAGGCUGGAAGGGAUUCCGCUUGUUGCAGCGGCGCUCUUACGCCAUUUCCGGUGCCGGAACCGGCCUGUGCGUGAGCGGGAGUGAUUUGGAACGCGCGGUGCUUGGGUUGGAGAAACGACUGGGGCGCUGGGAUCCAGUUGUUGGAAGAGAAUAGAGACGUCGGGAGUUCUCUGCAUUAAACACGUCUGUACUGUGACCCACCAUGGUCUUCUACUUUACAAGUGAUGUUAUCUCCCCGGCCUACACUAUAUACAUGGGAAAGGACAAGUAUGAAAAUGAAGACCUGAUUAAAUAUGGCUGGCCAGAAGAUAUCUGGUUCCACGUGGAUAAACUGUCAUCCGCCCACGUUUAUCUCCGGCUACAAAAGGGUCAGACAAUAGAGGACAUCCCUAAGGAGGUGCUGCUGGACUGUGUACAACUGGUAAAGGCCAACAGCAUUCAAGGCUGCAAGAUGAAUAACCUCAAUGUCGUUUAUACGCCGUGGGCCAACCUGAAGAAAACCGCAGACAUGGACGUCGGCCAGAUCGGAUUCUACCGGCAGAAAGAUGUGAAAACCAUGAGCGUUGAGAAGGUGAACAAGAUUGUGAAUCGACUGGAGAAGACAAAAGACGAGAGAUUCCCAGACCUGGCGGCAGAGAAGGAGGCGCGGGACCGCGAGGAGCGAAACGAGAAGAAAGCGCAGAUCCAGGAAAUAAAGAAGAAAGAGAAAGACGAAAUGAAGAAGAAAAAAGAAAUGGAAGAACUCAGGAGCUACUCCUCCCUCAUGAAAUCAGAGAACAUGUCAUCCAAUCAGGACGGCAACGACUCUGACGACUUCAUGUAACUGCCGCUGCCGCACCGGAGCACAACCUGGGAUCUCUCUCUGUCACCAAAAGAAGAAUCAGCAAACACAGAGUUAACUGUACAUCCAGCUCACGCUUUGCAGCUCCAGCUCCUCAUUUGUGGGUUCCACGGGCGUGGGAAAGGGGGUGAGGAAGUGAACCCCAUUUACUCAUCAGCUGCUUCUGCUAGAGCUGAGGAAAGGCUUGCGGGGAGUUGCUGUGCGGAUCAUAUAGGGAUCACUUGUACCUGCCCAGAUGCAUUAUGGACCAUGAAAGAGUUCUGCUUUCCAGGAUGGGACGUUUUGAUUGGAUAAAAAACGCUUUUCUCUCGGGUGACCCUAGAGGAAUUUUAUUUUUCAAGAACUUAAAGAGAAAAUCUAUUUCUGAUGUUCCUGAAGUCUCAAUGGAACCUGAGUCCGGCUCUGCUCCUCCCAAAAACUGCCAAAUCCUUCCAUUUUCCUUCCAUAUUCUGCUUUGGUUUUAGACGCCUGAAGAAGAAAUAAAACUGUCAUACAUUUA